Anguilla rostrata (American eel) is the source of this 9609-nucleotide messenger RNA. RefSeq names its product pseudopodium-enriched atypical kinase 1 (gene peak1). NCBI's taxonomy places the organism in Eukaryota, Metazoa, Chordata, Actinopteri, Anguilliformes, Anguillidae. Gene Ontology annotation, biological process: protein phosphorylation. The transcript has 7 exons. The record is from RefSeq and is a predicted model, not a curated record. Gene Ontology annotation, molecular function: ATP binding; protein kinase activity. The coding region runs from base 515 to 6226 and encodes 1903 amino acids.
CCCAUGGUAGUUGAGAGAACCACUGCUGUGGCCAUGCAGUGGGAACGAGUGUGGCAUCGGCAACGCGUGAGCACUGUUAUUCCUAUUAAAAUUCAUAGCGGACCUUACGUUAUUACUGUACGACAAUAGUAGAAAAGCGGGAUUAUGGUUGUCAAGAAGGAGCAGGGACGUGGAAGAAGACGAAGCACAUAACGGGGCCGGUGUUUGCACUGCGGACUGUCAGAUGGGCGUUUGAGCUCACGCCGCCCGGCGUCCAGCGUGAGAGGGAACGGGGAGGGAAGCAGCGCUUUCUUCAGGACACCUGCCUGACCUGCCACAGAUCGGAGAAAGCCUUCACCUGCCAGAGGGAGGAAGGGACAGCAUAUCGUACGUGAGGCUCCAUGGCGACGCUCUGACGUCUUUGCUGUGGUGAAAACCAAGCCCUGCCCAGUGUUCCAGACGGCCAAUCAGGGAGCCCAUGGAGGGGUUCCCGGUCCACUGAACCACAGCGCAGGCCAAACCUGGUGCUGCAACCAUGUCUGCCUGCAACACCUUCACCGAGCACGUGUGGAAGCCGGGCGAGUGCAAGAACUGCUUCAAACCCAAGAAUCUGCACCGCCUGGCCGAGGGGGGCCCUAAGAGAAGUGGGGCCCCUGAACGGGCGGCGCCCCGCCAGAACCCGGCGCCGUCAGGGGGGAGACCCAACGCCAACCUCAGCGGCGGCGGAGCCGGUUACCAGCGAGGGGGGGUAUCCGCGCGUUCCGGAAGCUUCCGCCCCCCAGUGGCCAAGAAGCCGACCAUCGCCGUGAAGCCCACCAUGAUGCUGCCCUGCUCGGCGGGCGUGCUGGACGCCGAGGGCAACCAGACGGCCAGCGAUGCCAGCGAGGCGGGCAAAGCCUCGACCUUCACCGUGUGGAACUGCAACGGACUGAACCGCAAGCGCCCGGGCGGAGUCAACAACAACGAGGGCGAGGGCGACGAGAUCGAGGGGUACGGGCCUCGCGCCUGCCGGGUGCCUCUCAGCCCCGGCGGGGGCGGCGGGGGCAGCAACAACAACGGGCUGACGGACGUCCUGAAGGAGAUCGCCGGCCUGGUGCCCAGCCCGGGGGCCUCCAGCUCCAGGGACCUGUUUUUUGGGCGCAUCAGCUCCUCCUACAAGCGCUCGCUGGAGCGGGGCCUGCCGGCCGCGGGGUGCCUGGCCGCGGGGAGCCUGGCCGCGGGGAGCCUGGCCGCGGGGAGCCUGGCCGCAGGGAGCCGGGAAGGGGCCGCGGGGCACAAGCGCGUCUCCCUGAGCGACAGCGCCGAGGUCAUCAGCGCCGAGGGCGGCCGCUUCUGCUACCCGGAGUUCUCCAGCGAGGACGACGAAGACGAGGACGAUGAGGACGAUGAGGAGGAGGAGAGCGAGGGGGACGGGGACGGCGAGCACGAGAGCUGGGACGAGAGCGACGAGGAGCUGCUGGCCAUGGAGAUCCGCAUGCGCGGCCAGCCCCGCUUCGCCCACUUCCGCGCCGCCACCCUCUCGCCCGUGCCCUUCGCCGCUGGGAAGAAGUGGAACACGGUGCCGCUGCGCAACCGCUCCCUGCAGCGGCUCUGCGCCGUGGACUACGAGGACAGCCUCAACGGCUACCCCUCGCUGGGCGACUCCAACGGCCUGCCGGAGGCCGGCUUCUUCUCCAGCCCGGAGCCCACCACCUCCCCGGAGUCGUCCUCCUCCCUGCCGGAGGACUCCCGCACCACCUCCAGCAGCAGCAGCAGCGUCGCCCCCUACGGGCUGUCUAACGGACUGCACUCGCCUGCUGCGCCGCCCGCCAGGGAGCCGCCCCCCAGGGCCCUGCGCUCCCCCCGCGCCACCGAGACCCACAAGGCCGUGCUGGCCAUCCGCCUGGAGGACCAGGAGGGGCAGAAGGCCGGGGCGCCUUUGCCCCUGGCGCUCCCCGGUCAGCCAAUCACCAUCAGCUUCAGCCCCAGCGAGGAGCAGGCCCGGCCCUACCGCGUGGUCAACCUGGAGAAGCCGCCCGUCUGCAAGCCCUACACCGUGGUGGACGUGUCGGCCUCCAUGGCCGGCGCCGAAGACCGGGCCCCCGACGGCCCUGCCCCCAAACCCAAAGGGCCCUCUGUCUCCUCCCCCACCCCUGCCUCCACCCCCAACUCUCCCCUGGGACAGCCUAUGUCCCCCCUAAGACAGCCUACGUCCCCUCUAAGACAGCCUACAACCCCCCUGGGACAGCCAAUGUCACCCCUGGGACAGCCUAUGUCUCCCCUGGGACAGACUAUGUCCCCCCUGGGACAGCCUAUGUCUCCCUUGGGGCAGCCUAUGUCCCCCCUGGGACAGCCUAUGUCUCCCAUGUCUCCAGCCUCUCCCACUUCCCCAGCGGGGGCCACACCCUCAUCGCUGCUCAAUGGCUCCCGCAAAAAGUCCAGCAGCAUCCGCUACCAGGAGGUAUGGACCUCCAGCACCAGCCCCCGCCAGAAGCUGCCCAAGGUAGAGCUGGUGGGUGGCGGAGGAGCCCCAGGGCCAGCCGUCCUGCCCAGAUACUGCAGCCACAAAUCGGCCCCCACCUCCCCGACAGCUGGCCUUUCUUCCUCAUCCCGGACGGUGCCUGUGAAGUCGCCCAACCUGUCGGAGAUCAAGUUCAACAGCUACAACAACGCGGGCAUGCCCCCUUUCCCCAUAAUCAUCCGGGAUGAGCCGGCCUACCCCCGGGGCUCCAAGAAUGCAGUCAAGGUGCCCAUCGUCAUCAACCCCAGCGCCUACGACAAUCUGGCCGUCUACAAGAGCUUCCUGGGUGUGAGCGGCGAGCCGGCCCCGUCUGGCAGCAGGGUGGCCAGCCACACCUACGAGGAGAUUGGGUCCUCCGAAAGCGUUAAAACCCCCACCCCCACCGCCUCCCCCUCCACAGACGCGCCCCCUGCAGCGAAGGCGGAGUCUGUUGGAGGGGAGGACAGAAAGCCCGGCCCGGUGGCGCAGAAGAUCCACGAACUCAACGCCAGAACCACUACAGACCUGAACACUGUGAACGCCACCGUCGCCUCGGCCUCUGCGCCUGCUGCUAUGGCAACGGCCACCCUUUCUACACAGGGGGCCAGCAUGGCCAAGAGCGUCACCCCGGGCCGGUACCGGAAGGGGAGCGGGGACACUGCCGCAACCGGCAAGGAGGCCGGCUGCCUGGGCACCGGGACGAGCCAUCGGGAGAAGGCCAGCACCGUCCUGUCUCAGAUCGUGGCCUCCAUCCAGCCGCCCCGGUCUCCGCCCGAGUCGCCCGAGGCGCAGAGCAAGACCUGCAGCGUGGAGGAGCUGUACGCCCUGCCGCCCGACGCCAAGGAGACCCUAAGCCGGCCCAAAUCCCUCUUUUCCACCGCUGCCGAGGGCUGCCUGUCCAAACCCAGGAAGGACACGCUCACCAAGCCGCUGCCUAAAUCCCACAGUGCCUCGGCCGCCGGCCCCGCCCCCGGCCCCGCCCCGCCCACCAGCCCCAAGUCCGAGCCCAACGCCCCCUUCCCUCCCCCCAGGUCCACCUCGUCGCCCUACCACGCCAGCAACCUCCUCCAGAGGCACUUCGGGAACUGGACCAAGCCGGCCGCGGCUGGGGGAGGGGCCAGCGGUCGCCCCAGCGACGGGGAGACGAGCCCGGGCAGCGGGGGCGAGGGGGGGCGGCGGACGGCAGCGGCGGCCGAGAGCGCCAAGCCCAAGCGCUGGAUCUCCUUCAAGAGCUUCUUCCGCCGGCGGAGGGACGAGGAGGAGCAGCGGGAGCGGGCGGAGCGGGAGAAGGAGAAGGGCAAGCUGGUAGGGCUGGACGGCACCGUCAUCCACAUGCUGCCGCCCCCGCCCAUACAGCGCCACCACUGGUUCGCCGAGGCCAAGACCGACGACCCCAGCCAGAAGCCCACCCUCAUCUUCACCUACAAGCCGGAGGGGGGCGCCGGCACGGAGGACGACGGCGUGGAGGAGACCAUAGAGACCACGCAGCUGCUCCCCACCGAGGAGCUGCGGGAGACCGCGCUGCUGUCCCCGGAGUCGCCGGGGCAGGUCGGGGAGAAGCAGAGCGACAAGGACCUCAGCCAGGUCCCCAAACGGGGGCCCAGCGAGGGCCCUGAGCGCAGGGGUCCCCCUGUGGCCUCCCUCUCCGCACGGACGGAGGUUUCUCCGCAGGAGGAGAGCGCCAGCGUGGGUGCCACGCCCGCUUCCAGCCUGGGGGAGCCAGAUGACGAUGGAAGCCACUCCCACUCGCCCGCCUCCAGCACCUGCAGCGCCACCUACAGCAACCUGGGUCAGUCCCGGGCCAACAUGAUCCCCCUGAAGCACCCCAGGAACGUCAAGGCCUCCAACGACAACCUGGCCUGGACUGAGCCGGAAGCCCCCGAGGGUGCCCCCAAAGCCACGCCCCCCCCACUGCCCAAGAAGACCAUCGCCCGCGCCAACACCGAGCCAUCAACGCUGGGCAAGGACCCGCUGGCCCCGCGGCCCAAGGGAGAGGCCAAGCCCGGGGGCACCAACCUAAGCGUGGCCAACCCCCUGUACGACCUGGACUCCACCUGGGAGACGGCCAGCCAGAGCUCCUCCCUCAGCUCCGAGCCCCGCCCCCUGGAGCAGGAGUCCGGGGAUUCGCUGGAGAGGCCAGCGGGCGGGCCGGGACGGCCCACCAACAGCUUGUCAUGCCUGGUGUCCACCACGGGCCCCACGGCCGGCCGGGACAAGAGGGGCUGCCGCAGCGCCGAGUCGCUGGCGGGGCGGGGCAGGCCGGCAAGCAGGGGCGGGGCCUCCAAGCCCCAGAGGCCCGUCCUGUACAAGGGCACGGAGAACUGGGAGGAGGUGGUGGGGCGGAUCCGCGGCCUGCACACGGACACGCUGCGGAAGCUGGCGGGAAAGUGCGAGGACCGCUUCAUGGCGGGGCAGAAGGACCACCUGCGCUUCGGCACUGACAGCUGGUCCGACUUCCGCCUGACCACCGGCAAGCCCUGCUGCGAGGCGGGGGACGCCGUCUACUACACCGCCUCCUACGCCAAGGACCCGCUCGUCAACUACGCCAUCAAGAUCUGCAGGAGUCAGGUGAAGGAGACCCAGCAGCAGUUCUUCCACAGCCUGGCGGUGCGGCAGAGCCUUCCUGUCCACUUCAACAUCCAGCAGGACUGCGGCCACUUCCUGGCCGACGUGCCCGCCCGCCUGCUGCCCUGGGAGGAGGAGGAGGAGGGGGAGGACGAAGAGCAGGAGAAGGCGCAGGACAAGGCCGAAGGGGAGGAGGGGAAGACGAAGGAGGCGAGCGAGAGGACGACGGCGAAGAGGAAGGAGGAGGAGGGGCUGUCGGCGGAGGGCCAGCCGGCACACGUGGGCGGGGCAGGGACCCUGCGGAGCCGCGUGGUGGUGAUCACCCGCGAGGUGCCCUUCCAGACCGUGGCGGAUUUUGUGCGGGAGGGGGCGGCGCGCCACGCCCGUAACCCGGACCUGUACGAGCGGCAGGUGUGCGUGCUGCUGCUGCAGCUGUGCUCCGGGCUGGAGCACAUGAAGCCCUACCACGUCACGCACUGCGACCUGCGGCUGGAGAACCUGCUGCUGGUGCACUGCCAGCCCGGCAACCCCUGGAACCUGGAGCUGCUGGAGCCCAACAACAACGCCGCCGUCGCCAGCUCCGCCACCUGCCCCGCCCGCCUCAUCAUCAGCAACUUCUCCCAGGCCAAGCAGAAGACCACGCUGGUGGACCCGGGGGUGCUGAGGGACCAGUCGCGGCUGGCCCCCGAGAUCGUCACGGCGACCCAGUACCGCAAGUGCGACGAGUUCCAGACGGGGAUACUGAUCUACGAGAUGCUGCACCAGCCCAACCCCUUCGAGGAGAUGCCCGAGCUGAAGGAGAAGGUGUACACGUGCGCGGACCUGCCCCCGCUCCCCGCCCGCUCCCUGUACUCCCAGGGCCUGCAGCAGCUGGCCAGCCUGCUGCUCAACGCCAACCCGUCGGAGCGCAUCCGCAUGGCGGACGCGCGGGCCUGCCUGCAGUGCCUGCUCUGGGGCCCGCGGGAGGACCUGUUCCAGGCCCUGAGCUGCAGCCCCGGGCCGGCCCAGCGCGACGCCACCCUGCAGAACUGGCUGGACCUCAAGCGGACCCUGAUGAUGAUCAAGUUCGCCGAGCGCUCACUGGACUCGGGCAACGGGGUGAGCCUGGAGGACUGGCUGUGCUGUCAGUACCUGGCCUUCUCCAGCCCCGAGACGCUGGCCCGGGUCGUCCGGAUCCUCCAGCACCCGCCCACCCAGCUCUGAGCGACCAGCAACCCCCCCCUGGACUGGCAAUCUCCAUGGUAACCACCUCAACGUAAAAGAGACGGCAAGCUGCUGUUGGCCGUCCUCAAAACCUGCACCUGACGUGUCCACAAAAAAAAACAAAAGAACAAACCUCCAUCCGCUUUCUCAUGACAGAUGCCAUUCCUUGCGCUGUACUCACAAGUAUUUUUAGAUUCAUGGUUGUGUUUGGAUUUCUUUGUUGUUUUUAUUGUUCUGUUUUUUAAAUGCUGAGUUGUGACUCGUUUUAUGUCUUUUGAAUCUGUUUGCCAUUUGGAAGUUUUCAAACAGGGUGGCAGAAAUUAGCCUGUAGUUGUGAAAAUCCUCUGGUCUCCACCGUACAUUAUCUUUUCACAUAGUCCCAGACUAGCCCUGAACAUCUUCUCUUCCUUCGUUAGUGCAGUGUACACUCAGCCGCGAGGCUUUGAGCUGUGUGGGAAGGUGUAGUGGGAAGUGUUCCUAGAAGGUUCCAGAACGUGGCCUUGUGCUUGUGCAUGAGUAACCUGGGGGAGCACGCAAGUCUUGGCAGACGCGGGUGUGACGUAGUGAGGUCUGAUUUGGAACGGCAGCACCCCUCAGAACGCAGGACACUGCAGGGCUUCCUGGUGUGGGGCUCAGAAGGGGAGAGGGGGAUACUGUAGGCCAGUCGUGAGCGAGCUAACCAGCUUCACAUCAUUUACACAGCGCCUCAGGCAGGAGGCCUCCCGUCUUACUGGAGUCUCAGGAGGGAUCUUCAUAAGGUCAGCAUCACCACUGAAGGCCAAAAAUGCCCUGGGGUGAAGCUCUGCAUUAGCCUAAAGCUGACUCACAUCUGUGGAAUAGACAUCACUUUACGAGAGCCCAGCUCCCUUACGGAAAUGGAAUGUAAUGCAAUAUAUAGUGCAACAUAUUUGUAGAAUUUAAAAAAAUAUAUAUGCAGUAUAUAUAUAUAUAUGUAUAUGUAUAUUUAUAUACUGUAUAUAAUGAUCUAGAUAUUUCAAAGCAGUGUAUUUUUAAAAAAUAUUAAAUAUCUAAAAGCUGCAUUAAUUAGCAUAUUCGCCCCUUGAAUGAUGAAAUGUAUCUUGAUUUCUCCCUUCAGUAUGUUUUCGCUAUGUUCUGUUUCCGUUAGGAAAGCAGGUUUGUUUUCUUCAGACCGAGUUCAGGACUGGCCCUCUCUGUUCUGAAGUCGACUGCAAAGUUAAAUGCUGCUUUAAGCUCUUCUAACAGGUGAACCUGAGGUGGAGAGCGUCAGACGGUGGAAUGGUUUCUGUCAUCUUCCAUGUGUGCUUCAGAUGAACAACUCCAUAGCUUCCAUAUAUCCAGUAGAUCUGUACCUUAUCCAACAUUAUCUGAGAGAAAAACAAUGACAGUAAAUUCCCUGUCAGCAACAGAUGACAAAACACAGGCAACUUGUUGCUUUUCAGUAUGAAUGCGGAGGUUGAACGUGGUCAAACAUUUAGGAACCAGUAAGCUCAAAUCAAGAUCUUCCCCAGAUUUGAUCGACAACUUCAGCGUAUUUAAUUAUUUUACUGGCUUAUCUUGAAGAUACCAUAUAAAAUUCACUUUUCUGUUUUUGUGCCACAGAUGAUAUUUAUGCAAAAUUUGAAAGCCAAAGAUGGACAACGCCAGUGUGUGUUUUGUCAGUAUUUUGCUUUAGGACUGCCCUUGGAGAGUACAGGUCCGAGUAGUCCCACAGGUUUCAGUCACUGAAAAAUCCCUGUCAUAAUCACCUGUAAUGAAGUGACCUUACACUAGAGAUACAUCUUACUGUUUUUAUCAGAAAAUCACUCGUUAAAAUGUUUUUUUCUCCUUUUUUGUAUGACUUUUUGUAUCAUUUGAUGGAUUAGCCUUGUCCUUCAUCGUCCUUGUUAAAACCCCUGGGGAUGUCUCCCAUUUUCUACAUGAUAACUUUGAGCAAAAGCCGAGGUCAUAACAGCUCUGGUGAUCUGUUAUUUUUUUUUUUUUUUGGGGGGGGGGGAUGUUAUGAGGGGUGAAUGGCUAGAAAAAGAUACUUUUUAACUUUAGGAUAUAUGUGCAAUUUUUGUAAAUGUGUUACCUUGGCAGAUGACAGUAUUUAAACGUAUGUAUGUACUUAAUACUACAGUACACAUCCUCUCUGUUAUCCUAGCUGUUUUCUAUGGGGCACAUAAUUGCUAGAAAUGUAACAGAUGGCACAUCUUUCAUCCUGUGAAGAGAGACCCUGUGAUGUGAACUGCAUCUCUGGGUGAAUUUGGAUUGUAUGCAUGAGGGACUGCACGAUUUUUCAAAUCUGAAUUGUUUCCGUCUUCUUUGUUUCUGUCUUUUACUCUUCUCUUUCUCUCUCUCGCUCUCUCUCACUCUCUUUCUCUCAUUAUAAAGGCUCAGACGGAUCAGUUUGCACAUUUUUGUUAUAAGCAGAGAAACAAACACACUCUUGGAUAGAGAUGAGGAGGUGGAGUCAGGAGGCCUUGAUGGACUGAGGGGACUAUAACAAGCUGCCAUUUUUAUUACAGGGUGAAUGUGGAAUGUACGAGUUUGUUAACUUACGUCAUGUGACAGUUCUGGGGGCGGAGUCCUCCCGUAUCCCGGCAGACUGCAUCAGCUUGUCUGAACCACUAUGCUGUGCGUGUGAGCUGCGGAUCAGUGGACAGUAAGCACUACCUGUGAGACCCCUCCUUCCCCAGCCACUAAAGCACCCGCUAAGGUCUGGAGACUUUCAGCCACACCAUCUCCUGAGACUCACAAUCCCAGCCUUCCACCUGGCUGAUCUCCAGAAACCUUAAUGAUUGGUUUAAAACUUCUCUCUUCGAACUCUGUUGCCACAAGUGCACGCGCACACACGACAGUGUGUGCCAGUUUCAUGAAAGUCCCUUGUUAGUAUUUUUACCUUUGCUGAGUAUUUAUUUCAUACAGGCACAGAAAUGGCCCCAGGGGCGUAACCCUGCUCAUGAUUGACAGUGUGGUGUUCGCGGUGUGUGUCGUGUCUCUGCUGAAGAACUGGGCUCGAAGCAGAGCGGGACGCAGUCGGAACAUGUUUUUAUGGGGAGACGUUUCUCCAGGGCACAUUGGCUCCAAGCUGCUGCUGGAGAAAUAACCUACAGUGGAAUAGGCUGGACUGCACUGGUGGCUGUCCUCCCUUUCUUAGGAGUGUUUUUUUAAUCCAAUGUAGACAAUGCUUACUAUAUAUACACACUAUAUAUGUGGCACUGGUACCCAUCUAGCCAGGCUGGCAUGGUCUUGUGCAAAUCGAACCAGAAAAGCUUUAUUGUUUUUGUGUUUUUAAGGAAUCCUGUACUACGGGACGGUUUUGGAUUGUCCGAAACGGGUCGGUGACGAUGCCUUUUGUCAGUACGACCCCCCUGCACGUAACAGUGCAGAGCACUACGGCGCACACGCGAGGUGGUUCG